Molecule: messenger RNA, 6634 nt
Organism: Sphaeramia orbicularis (orbiculate cardinalfish)
Lineage: Eukaryota; Metazoa; Chordata; Actinopteri; Kurtiformes; Apogonidae
Gene: gli2a
Product: GLI family zinc finger 2a
Exons: 14
Coding region: 508-5046 (1512 amino acids)
Biological process (GO): smoothened signaling pathway; regulation of transcription by RNA polymerase II
Cellular component (GO): nucleus
Molecular function (GO): DNA-binding transcription factor activity, RNA polymerase II-specific; RNA polymerase II cis-regulatory region sequence-specific DNA binding
Source: RefSeq, a predicted model, not a curated record
GCAGCCCGAAGAUCCCAACACCGCCGCAUGUUUCUGCAACAAUUACCGAGUAAAGCACAGCCGUUUUUAGUCGCAAACUUACGGAAAAACCGCAUCAUGUUAGUUUAUUGAAAAAUCGCGUAAAGUACGCACAGAAGAGCGCACGUCUUGGAGAAGAUGGAUUGUACGAAAAAGUUAGACGCGACUUCUACUCCGCUCUGAAUCACUCUCCGGGAUACAGGGACUGGUAAUGCCGGGUAAACUGUUCCCAAACUUUUCCUAACUCGGUUCAUGGAGUUUCGCGUCAAGUCCGGAGAGGCUUGUUUUCGCGUUUUGCGUUCAAUGCUGGUGCCAGUUCACUCCUAAUUUACGGGAAAACGACUCCAGGCAAAAGUUUUCCUCGGACACAGACACACACACAUACACACACAUACACACAAGAAAAAAAAAAGACUUGAGUGGAAGAUCUUCGGGUUGGGAUCGGAACCAGACGCCAGUGAAGAUCAGGUCGGAGAUUUGAAGAGCAACAUGGAGACUUCAGCUCCAACAGCCACUGAGAAGAAGGAGUGUAAAGGUUCGGGUCUGGAUGGAAGCAGCUUCUCCGAACUCCCAAAGAAACCAUCACCCACCACCCUGACCAGAGGUGCUCAUCACCUCUUCCCCACGUUCCACACACCUAUCCCAAUAGACAUGAGACACCAUGAGGGUCGGUACCAUUAUGAGCCACACCCACUCCACGCUAUGCAUGGACCUCCAGGACUGACGGGCAGCCCGGUUAUCUCCGAUAUUUCCCUGAUCCGUCUCUCACCGCACGCAGCAGCCGGGACCGGCGAGUCACCGUUCAGCCCUCCACACCCGUACGUCAGCCCCCACAUGGAGCACUAUCUGCGCUCGGUGCACGGAAGCCCCACCCUCUCCAUGAUCUCAGCUGCCCGAGGUCUGAGCCCGGCUGAAGUGACCCACGAACACUUAAAGGACCGUGCCCUGUUCAGCCUCCCCCCACCACCUCCAGGGGCGAACCCCAGCGAGUACUACCACCUCAUGGCCAGUGCCAGCCAACGUAGCCCAUACGGCGACCUGCUGAUGCAGAGCGGAGCGGCGGCGGCUGCAGCGGCGGCAGCUGCAGCUCAUCUACCUGACUACAUCAGCCCAGUGGAUGUAUCGCGUUUCUCGAGCCCACGGCUGACACCCCGACUGAGCAGAAAGAGAGCUCUGUCCAUCUCCCCGCUGUCAGAUGCCAGUAUUGACCUGCAGACCAUGAUCCGGACUUCACCAAACUCUUUAGUGGCCUACAUCAACAACUCCCGCUCCAGUUCGGCCGCCAGCAGCUCCUAUGGGCACCUGUCAGUUGGAGGACUCAGCCCUUCAUUCAGCUUCCCUCACCCCAUCAACCCCGUGGCCUACCAGCAGCUGUUGUCCCAGCAGAGGGGUCUCAACGCCUUCGGCCACACACCUCCCCUAAUUCAACCGUCGCCUUCCUCUUUUUCUGCUCGCCAGCAUCCCCUGACCGCCUCGUCGAUGUCCACCUCCCACAACAGCUCCAACUCAGAGGCUAACCAGAAUGCUGGUGGAGACCCAGCGGUGAGCAGCACAGUCAACCCUUUGACCACCAAAAGGUCAAAGGUCAAGACAGAGGCAGAAGGCCCGUUACCCAUCUCACCAUCCUCACAGGAUCAUGGUGGAGGAAUCUUGGACUUGAGUGAGGAUCUGGAUAAAGAUGAGUGCAAACAGGAACCUGAGGCCAUAUAUGAGACCAACUGCCAUUGGGAGGGCUGCACCAAGGAGUACGACACCCAGGACCAACUCGUCCAUCACAUUAACAACGACCACAUCCAUGGUGAGAAGAAGGAGUUUGUGUGUCGCUGGGAGGAGUGUUCGCGGGAACAGAAGCCCUUCAAGGCCCAGUACAUGCUGGUGGUUCACAUGAGGAGACACACAGGGGAGAAGCCGCACAAAUGCACAUUUGAAGGUUGCUCAAAAGCUUACUCUCGUCUGGAGAACCUCAAGACCCACCUCAGGUCCCACACUGGGGAGAAGCCCUAUGUGUGUGAACAUGAAGGCUGCAACAAGGCCUUCUCCAACGCCUCGGACCGGGCCAAGCACCAGAACCGCACACAUUCUAAUGAGAAACCAUAUGUGUGUAAGAUCCCGGGCUGUACCAAGCGCUACACUGACCCCAGCUCACUCAGGAAGCACGUCAAGACGGUCCACGGACCUGAAGCCCACGUCACCAAGAAACAACGAAGCGACGCACCUCCGAGGCUACAGCCGCCCAAAGGUAACGGCGAGAACGAGGCGAAUUCCAAGCACGGCGCGAGAGGCGUGGACGGCAAGAUUGAGGCCAACAGCACUUCGAGAGGAGUCGAAGACUGUUUACAAGUUAAAUCUAUCAAGACGGAGAACUCUAUGACAUAUCAGUCCAGUCCUGGCGGCCACUCGUCAUGUAGCAGUGAGCCGUCACCUCUCAGCAGCGCCAACAACAAUGACAGUGGAGUAGAGAUGGCCAUGCACAGCGGGGGCAGCUUCGGGGACCUCAGUGCUCAGGACGAGUGCCCCAUGGUUGAUUCCACUGUUUCUGCUGGGGGCCAGCAGGCUGGGGUGGGGCUCCAGUUGAGGAAAGCCGUAACUCACGGCGGCACCGUUACCAUUAAGUUGGAGAACAUCAAGAAGGAAAGGCUGAAGACAGUGAGGGACUCCUGCCCAUGGGUCAACUCUGCACCACAGCCACUGCAGGGCCAACACAAUAGCACCAAGCUGCCUCCCAUACCUGCAGUUGGUUCCCUGCUGGAGACUUCCAACAUGAGUAACCUAAGUGGCUUGUAUCCUGGCCAACGCCUCGGUGACCCGUCUUCAUAUGAAGUAACACUGCUGAACCAGCUGAACGAAAGGCGUGAUAGUACCACCAGCACCAUCAGCUCAGCAUACACCUUGAGUCGGCGUUCCUCUGGUAUCUCGCCAUGCUAUUCCAGCCGGCGCUCCAGUGAAGCGUCCCAGUUUGGUGGUAACCGCCACAAUAACAUCAGUUCAGCUGACUCUUAUGAUCCAAUUUCCACGGAUCUGUCUCGCCGAUCGAGUGAGGCCAGCCAGUGUGGUGGCGGUGUUGGUGGAGGAGGCGGAGGAGGUCUUCCAAGCUUGCUCAGUCUUACACCGGCUCAACAUUAUCGACUCAAGGCUAAGUAUGCCGCUGCCAUAGGUGGAGCUCCUCCUACUCCUCUCCCUAACAUGGAUCGAAUGAGCUUAAGAACCCGCAUGGCUCUGUACAAUGACUCCCAGGAGGGCUUGUCCCACCCACUUCAGCAGCCGGCCUCUGGAUCUGUACCCAGGCGAUGCAGUGACAUUGGGUAUGGCAGCCAGAGCAUGAUGCCUCAUGAAGUACCCAACAACCUUCCACGUCGUGCCAGUGACCCAGUGCGUCGACCUGUGGUGGACCCUCUCUCUUUCCCAAGGGUCCAGCGUUUUAACAGUAUGAACAACAUGAACCCAGUGAAUGGUCUUUCAGCAGCAGAGCGCAACCAGACUCUAGCCAUGCAGGGCUACACUCGCUCAGAUGGCAGCUUGCAGCGAUACCCAUUUGCACCAAGGCCACCUAGCAUCUCUGAGAAUGUGGCCAUGGAGAACAUGGCAGUUGAUGGUGUUAUGAUUGGGGGGGAGCAAACUACAGACGAUGACAUUGUGCUUCCGGAUGAUAUGGUCCAGUACCUCAGGUCCCAGAAUUCUGGCCCUUCAGCCCACAACUCGGGGCAAGUGAACUACCACCCCAACAACCAGUCUCAGGGCUACCAGACAAGCAUGGCCCCACCAGCAUCACUUUAUGCACAGAGAAGGAUGGCAAUGGUGGAUGCCACAAUGACUCAGUCUGGUCAGGACAUGCAGUCCUGUCAUGUUGGUCCUGGAGGUUCUCAGCAGCCCUUCUCAGCACCAGCACACAACAUGAGCAAGAAUAACAUGCCUGUGCAGUGGAAUGAGGUUAGCUCGGGGACUGAGCUUACCAAACAACAGCAGCAUCCUCUCAGGGGGAACCUUACUGUUGUCCAGCAAAGGCACAACUUUAGUACCUUCCAGGCUGGUCAGGGUCUGAGCAGCAACCAGCAGGUGGUACCUAUGAGUCAGAAUAUGUCUAUGCAGGGAUAUGCAAACCACAACAGCCAGAGGCAGAUGAACAUCACCCAACAGCAGAGGCAAUGCAGCAAUGUGAACUUUAGUGAUCAAAUGAGUCCUCAGCAAGGAUUUGGCCAAGAAUCAAUCCCAAAUUCUUUAUCUGGGAGCACAAGCAUGAGACAGAACAGGAACGUUAUGGUACCUGCAGAACUGCCAAAUUACAGAGCAAGGACACAAGCUGAUGGGUAUUCUCAAGUGGAUCAGCAGCACAGUUACAACACUCUGUCCCAACAACAGCAGCAGCAGCAGCAGCAGCAGCAGAACAGUAUCCCUAAUGGAGGUAGAGGUAUGUUACAACCCAGGCCUCCCACAGAGCCCAAAUCCAUUGGCAGACAACACGCAGGAUCAAACAUGAUUCAACCAAAUCGGAUACCUCUGAAGACAUCUGAUUUGAGCCCAUGUCGUGGUAAUGACACCUCAGAGGCAAGCCCAAAGAGGCCCAGUGGGUCAGCAGCUCACAACUCUGAGAAUCCCACCUCUGCUGUCUUUUACACCGGUCAGAUUCAUAUGUUUGAACCUGCCAGCUUCGACACCCCAAUGUCCCCCUGUGCCAGUCAAGCUCCUGCCAAUAACACAGCUGCUGCAACAAACAUGGCCUCACCAGGAGUCAACCAGGUUUCCAGCAGCACGGUGGAUUCUUCAACUGGUGGAUCUGGUCCAGUAGAGCACGUCCAGAUCGACUUUGACACAAUGCUUGAUGAUGGGGACCAUUCUAGCCUCAUGUCAGGCACUCUGAGUCCUGGUCUUCUGCAGAGCCUUUCUCAGAAUUCGUCACGUCUCACCACCCCCCGCAACUCUGUCACCCUCGCUUCUGUACCUACAGGAAUCGGCAACAUGGCCAUUGGUGACAUGAACUCCAUGCUCACAGCUUUGGCUGAAGAAAGCAAGUUUCUCAACAUGAUAAGCUGAGAGCAAUCAAAAACCUCAUCAUCCAUCCAGUCUUAACUAGUUCUACAUCAGGAAUAUACGGAUUACACAAGAAAGCACUGAUUGAACAAUGCUGAAAUGGCGAUUACAUAAUCUUUUUUCAUUGUCAAUAGAAAUAUGCUUAUCUUGUAAUAUGUACUUCAGAUUAUACUAUGUUACAGUGAAAAGUUAAUAGUAAGAAUAGCUAGGGUUAAGGACCAUUUUCUAUCAUCAUUUGUUAAAAAGCCAUACUUUUUAGCUACAAAUAUAUGAUAGCCCAGGGUAUAUAAAUGCAUCUACAAAUAAUUCCCAUUCAGUAUUUGCUGGCAUGAUAGCCCUUUACAAAGUGGUGCACUGAAAGCAGUUCACAUAGUGCCUUGCUGAGGACGUCAAGGUCGACCAUCUGAGUACAACAUGAAAACACAACAACCAGGAAGUGGACACGAUGUGUAGUUAACAGAUAUUUUCUCAUGAAGACCUUACCUUUAUGUUUAUAGAUUAUACUGUAUGGUACUUUCUUUAAGUUAUGAUAUUGACUUUUGAUGGUUAAACUAGGGCUGUUGAAGCUAAACACAAACAUUUAAUCCAAGGAGGACACUUAGCUUUUUAUUUAAAAAAGGUCAUGUCACUCACAUAUUCCUGAUCAUAUUGAUUUUUCCUUUUUUGUUACUUUUUAGCUUUUUACACAUCGUGGGAAGUUAUAUGAAGAGGUACCAUUUCAUAUUUCUUUGUACAAGUUAAAUAAUAAUAUUUAACAUACAUGAUAAUAGAUUUCCCGUUCCACCGCGUAAAGGACAGUGUUCAGCUAUAUGAAAAAACAUUUUGAUGACAUAAUUUUACAUUGUCAUUUUUUAACAUGUUGACUUCAGCUUUUUCUGCUCAUUUUAAACACACCAUGAAGUUAAAUUGAAAAUACAGUUCAUCAACUUCAACAAGAAAUAUGUGAGUAAUUGCAGUUACUAAAAUGACGCAGUGACAGCCCUAGUUUAACCAUGUGGUUGUACAGCAUUAUGAUCCACAGAUAUUAAGUGCUUUUUGAUCAUGGCCUGAGCUCUCGGGGAUAGCAGCAUUAAAUCAGAUUUCCUUCUUUGCCCUCUGGAUCAGAGGCAUCAACUCUCCGUGGUCCCAUCUCACAAGGGUAAAUGAUUGAAAAGGACAAGGAUAUGCUUCUGUGUUAGUCUAUCAAGGCACACUGAGCCUUGUGUCUGAUGAAGAGCAUUCUCUAAAAGAAUAUACAAGUACCUCUGUGUGUUCUCAGUAGAGAUCCAGCCCUAAUUACCACAUUCAUACCACCCCCCACCCCACCCCCUUUGCUUUACCCCAUACCUCCCCUGGGCUCUGGAUGAACUGCAUAGAGUCCAGUAGUAAGUGACUUUGAUAAUGAAAUCCUGUUUUGGACAGGAUUGGAGAACAAACCCCUCAAAUUCCUCAGUUUUAUUAUGUUUGCUGAAUUUUUAAGUAGCCUUUAAAAUGUUUGUGUGUAUGCUACCAUCCACUUUUACUACACUCAAUGUGUGUGGGUUUGUGUGAGUGUGUAUAUAGCUUUUGUACAUUUCAAAUAAACUAUCUCCCCCUUUUCUUUUAAAUCUCA